Molecule: messenger RNA, 3700 nt
Organism: Pieris napi
Lineage: Eukaryota; Metazoa; Arthropoda; Insecta; Lepidoptera; Pieridae
Product: LIM domain only protein 3-like
Exons: 7
Coding region: 251-952 (233 amino acids)
Biological process (GO): positive regulation of transcription by RNA polymerase II
Cellular component (GO): nucleus
Molecular function (GO): transcription coactivator activity; DNA-binding transcription factor binding
Source: RefSeq, a predicted model, not a curated record
CUCUCGGCUCAUUCCCUUCCGAGUUGUCGUGGCGUGAGGACGUUUUCUGUGUUCGCUCCAAUACGAAAACUUUCCUCGAGUGUACGGUGUAAACAUUCAUGUAUUUCAUAUUUAACCUUAUUCGCGUGUCAAUUUGACUCUACAGUGUAAAUUCCGUGAUUGUGUGUUGGACUCUAUUGGAUUUUAUAACCCUUGUGUUUACACGAAGGAAAAACUAAAUAAGAUCUUCCUGUGUGAUGUCAUUUGAACGAUGAUCCGUGAUCCGCCUGCCAUGCACAAAACUGACAAUACUCCAAGUCAACAAGACGAAAACAAAUAUGGACUCAGCAGUGUCGUGGGCAACACUGGCGGUGCCAGACUCUGUGCCCAAUGCGGGAAGGUCAUCACUGAACGAUUCCUUUUAAAAGCCAUGGAGAGGUUUUGGCACGAAGACUGUCUCAAAUGUGGAUGCUGCGACUGUCGUCUUGGCGAAGUGGGCUCCAAGUUGUAUUAUAAAGCUGAUCUCAUGCUGUGCAAAAGAGAUUAUCUUAGGUUAUUCGGUGCCACGGGCAAUUGUGUGGCGUGCAAUAAAGUAAUUCCCGCCUUUGAAAUGGUUAUGCGAGCAAAGAGUUUCGUUUACCAUUUAGAGUGUUUCGCCUGUCAACAGUGCAAUCACAGGUUCUGCGUGGGUGACAGAUUUUACUUAUGCGACAACAAAAUACUGUGCGAGUAUGAUUACGAGGAGAGACUGGUUUUUGCCAGUAUGGCGGCUAAUCCCACUGGCUUAGCUCACAUCCGGAGGCAAGUCAGCGGCCUACAGUCACCGAGCGGAGGAUACGUAGGUGGCGCGGCAUGCGCAGGAAAUCCCGCGGCGUUGGUGGAAAAGGAUAACGGGGGCUGCGCGGGCGCAGACGACGCGUCGAGCGGGUACGGAAGCCCGCCAGACCCCGAUGUGUGUGAUGCGGCGCGAUGACCGUCAAUGCCGCGCCGACAUCUUGCCUCGGUAAAACCGCACUGAGAGGUAGCAGGGCGGCGCAUAAACGAUAUUCAAAGGAAAUCAUUACAAUUAUAAUUAAUUUAUUAAAUAUCUCACAGCUUUACAUUUAUUUAGUAGUUCAUAUUUAAAUUAAAAACAGUUCUUAAGCCACGCUCAAACCUGCUCAGUUAUUUUAUUCAAUAAUUCUGCGUCGGAAUCGGAAUUAUUCCGGGGCUGAUUCCAACCUAUUGAAUAUACUGUAUUUGAAUCGGGACGAUUUCGGGGCUAAUUCCGACCUAUUGAUAAUACUGCGUUAGGAUCGGAAUGAUUCCGGGGUUGAUUCCGACCUAUUGAAAAUACUGUAUUUCAAUCGGAAUGAUUUCGGGGCUGAUUCCGACCCAUUGAUAAUACUGCGUUGGAAUCGGAAUGAUUCCGGCCCAAUUAAGAAUACUGCGUUUGAAUCGGAAUUAUUCCGGGGUUGAUUUCGACCCACUGAAAAUAAAGCGUUUGAAUCGAAUGAUUAUUCCAAUAGUGAGUAACGUAAUUCCAAUUCAGACAUCAGCGUUAUGUUGAAUGUAGAAGUGGUUGUUCAAAAACGUCAUUGGAAUCGCCUCAGUGGUAAUUCGUAUAUUGAGUCAAUAAUUGGGAAUAGCCCUGCUGGUAAGUUCCUGAUAACUGCUAAAUGCAGGAUUUUUUUUACGGCUGAACAUAAAUCUAUGUAAUCUAACUGUUUUUAAUUUACAUAUUUAGAAAUUGACAUUUCAAAGUAGUACUGAGAUGAUGAAGAUGGCCACGGUAAGAACCGGCUUGCAAAAAGCUUAGUGUUUCACCAACAUGCAUUAAAAGCAUCGCAGAGGUACUGUCAGCAACGGCAAUUUUACAUUAAAACACGAUUUAAUUUUUUUACUACCAAAAAUAUCUUAUAAGCAGGUAAAAAUGUAUAUAUGGCCAAAAAAUAACAUAUUUGUUCACCUGACAUCUUUUAUUUAUUUAUUAAAGUAUAUAUAAUGCAUUUUAUAUAUCAAUAUAUGUAUAUAUAUAUAUAAUGCAUCUUACAGAAAUCGAAUCAUAAAGUAAUAUUUUUGUUAUUAUAACUCGGGUUUACACUAAAAUUGUAACCAUGAUAACGAGCACGGUACUUGUCUUUGAAAUAAGUAUCGUUGUUCCACGUUACAAAAAAGUUUUAAUAACAAAAAGGUUACAUAAGAAUGCCUUUGCUGAUAGUACAACGAGCCAUGAAUGGCGGCCACUUUACAAAGUGUCCGGGAUGAGACGCGAUAACGUUGUCAGAACACGAUAUUUCCAUUAUGUAUACGAUUUGAGUCCAAGAAGCUUCGUGUGGGACGGCCUAGUGCUAAUUGUAUUUUAGGCCCGUGUCCACAGACUCCACUGUCAUAGAUUGUCUUUUGUUUUGUUUUAUAAAAUAGGUUUUAUAUAAGUUUCAUACAACGAGUCAGGUCCACAUGUAAUUGAUAAAAUCGAUCUCAUUGUUAUGAAAUUAUUCUGUUCUAUUCAAAGUUAGUGGUAGCGCUAUAAAAAUUCGAAAUUCAAAAAAAUACUUGUUCAACAACAACCGACCACUUUGUUUUUUAAUUUAUGAACGCUGUGGAUUGGUCGAAAACUUGCAACGUGAGAUGUUCGAAUUAUGAAAUUAGUUCGAAUUAUGAAAUUAGUUCGAAUUUUAAAAUUAAUAGAAUUUGCACACGCACAGUGCAUGUAGUGAAUGCCAUUGACUUUGAAAAGCACACAUCGUUGUUAUCAUACAAGGUAUGAACUUUGAUUAUUUUGUUUCGAUAUGAAUUGGUUUGUAGAUAUGUUGUUUUUGCCAAAGAUGAUCCUUGCUAGGAUUUUUAUCUUGAUUAAAGAUUAUUUUGUAACCUGAAUAGGUUAACGUGGUGCAAUGGUCGUAGUUGUAUAAUAUUAAUUUAGAAUGUACAAUAUUAUAAAUAAGAUUAUGUUUUGUUUACGCCAUCGCUUUAGUAAUGUCCACACGCCCUCUGAAUAGCGAGCUGAAUUUAGAGUAAAAUUAUAAUUAAAUGUACGUACAUUUAUACACCAGAUCAAAUAAUUUAAUAUCGAACUCAUAGUACUGUAGUAUGCUUCACGAUAUAUGUCAAAAGAAGAGCUUCUGUCUUUUGAAUUUUGAAAGAGUGUAUGUUAGAGCAGUGUUUCCCAAGGUGGGGCAAACCUAUUAUUUAAGGUUCUUUUAUUAAAAAGUUAUGUAUGUUAUGUACGAGAGGAGUCCAAAUACCAACUCUUUUGCUUAGUUUCUGGUAGAAUUUCUUUUGUCAAAGUCGAAAAUGUAGAAAUCUUUCGUUGCUUUGGGCUGGUUAAACAUUUCUAAGGAUCAUUAAAAUUUAAUACAUUUUCUAGUUUGACAAUUGACACAUUACAUAUUUUGACAUUUGAUUUAAUAAACUAACAGCCUCUAUUCAGCGUACGUGUGGUAUAAUAAAAUGUUAUAACUGACAGCUAUGUCAUGUAUUAUAGAUAAUAGUUAAUGUAAAUCUUCAAAAGUGCAAUUCGUACGUUAAAAGGGGCUCUACUUGGCACUUGAAAUUAAGUGCACUUUUGAAGAUUUAAAUACAAAUGAGGACUAGGGCUUGAUGAUAUGAAUUGAGAAGUCAUUUUAAAAGGAACAAUCUAUAUUGGGACUUUUUGUAAUUUUAGAAUUAUGGUGAAAGAAUUGAAAAGAAGAUUGUUAACAAAGAGAGUGGAGCUAAAAUUGAAUCAAUGGGGCGUUUU